AUGGGUAAAGUGGCUGUUGGUGCGACGGUCGUGUGCGCUGCGGCGGUCUGCGCGGCGUCUGUGUACAUCGUGCGGCGGCGGAUGCAGAGCUCCGGGAAAUGGGCGCGUGUGAUAGAGAUCCUGAGGGUUCUCGAGGAGGAUUGCGCGACGCCUAUCGCGAAACUGAGACAAGUGGCUGAUGCGAUGACGGUUGAGAUGCACGCGGGUCUCGCUUCCGAAGGUGGAAGCAAGCUUAAGAUGCUUAUCAGCUACGUCGAUAAUCUUCCUUCUGGGGAAGAACAUGGUUUCUUCUAUGCGCUGGACCUAGGAGGAACGAACUUCCGUGUGAUGCGUGUGCUUCUUGGUGGCAAAGAAGGCCGUGUUGUCAAACAAGAAGCCAAAGAAGUCUCUAUUCCUCCUCAUUUGAUGACCAGCGGUUCAGAUGAACUGUUCAAUUUUAUCGCUGAGGCGCUUGCAAAUUUCGUGGCUACAGAAGGAGAGGACUUUCAUCUCCCAGAGGGUAGACAAAGGGAGCUAGGUUUCACUUUCUCGUUUCCGGUUAAGCAGACUUCUUUGUCUUCUGGCACUCUCAUCAAGUGGACCAAAGGCUUCUCCAUCGAAGAUACAGUGGGACAAGAUGUGGUUGGUGAGCUUGUUAAAGCUAUGGAAAGAGUUGGGCUUGACAUGAAUGUCACAGCCCUUGUUAAUGAUACCGUUGGAACACUUGCUGGUGGUAGAUACUAUAACCCUGAUGUGGUUGCCGCUGUUAUCUUAGGCACUGGCACAAACGCAGCUUAUGUGGAACGUGCACAUGCCAUUCCCAAAUGGCACGGCUUACUUCCCAAAUCUGGAGAAAUGGUGAUCAACAUGGAGUGGGGAAACUUCAGGUCAUCACAUCUUCCAUUGACGGAGUACGACCACUUGCUGGAUUUCGAUAGUCUGAAUCCUGGUGAACAGAUUCUUGAGAAAAUCAUUUCGGGUAUGUAUUUGGGAGAGAUCUUGCGUAGAGUACUUCUGAAAAUGGCUGACGAGGCUGCUUUCUUUGGUGACUCUGUCCCACCUAAGCUGAGAAUACCAUUCAUCAUAAGGACACCAGACAUGUCUGCUAUGCACAGCGACACUUCUCCGGAUUUGAAGGUUGUUGGAAGCAAGUUAAAGGACAUAUUGGAGGUCCCUACCACUUCUCUGAAGAUGAGAAAAGUUGUGGUCAGUCUGUGUGACAUCAUAGCUAGCCGCGGAGCUCGUCUAUCAGCUGCAGGGAUCUACGGAAUCCUCAAGAAGCUAGGAAGAGACACACCGAAAGAUGGAGAAACACAGAAAUCUGUGAUAGCCAUGGACGGUGGACUCUUCGAGCACUACACUCAGUUCAGCGAGUGUAUGGAGAGUUCAUUGAAAGAGUUGCUUGGAGAUGAAGCAUCAGGGAGCGUGGAGGUGAUUCAUUCGAAUGAUGGAUCUGGCGUAGGAGCUGCGCUACUUGCUGCUUCGCACUCUCAGUACCUCGAUGACGUCUCUGAAACAAGUUAAGUUAAAGAAGGUUUGGACUUUGGACUUUCAAUGGACUCUUUGUUUGCCUUUAGGGUUUAAACAAAUAAAAGAGCAAAAAAAGGUAAGCCCUUCCUUUUGAGGAAAGUUUUUAUUUUAUUUUUGUUAUCAAAGUACGAGAAGAACAGUAAUAAACCCUGGUUGGUUUCGUGUCCAGGGUAUGGCACAAAUUUCAAGAAUCAGCCAAAAUGUUGUAGAACUAUAUAUUUCUGAGUUCUAUAUAUAAAAAUGAUCAUUAUUCAUCA
Brassica rapa (field mustard) is the source of this 1766-nucleotide messenger RNA. RefSeq names its product hexokinase-1. Gene Ontology annotation, molecular function: ATP binding; D-glucose binding; fructokinase activity. NCBI's taxonomy places the organism in Eukaryota, Viridiplantae, Streptophyta, Magnoliopsida, Brassicales, Brassicaceae. The record is from RefSeq and is a predicted model, not a curated record. Gene Ontology annotation, biological process: glucose metabolic process; glucose 6-phosphate metabolic process; carbohydrate phosphorylation. Gene Ontology annotation, cellular component: mitochondrion; cytosol.